Messenger RNA from Cooperia oncophora, 537 nucleotides. The record is from the annotation of a GenBank genome assembly. Lineage: Eukaryota; Metazoa; Nematoda; Chromadorea; Rhabditida; Trichostrongylidae.
AUGAUCUCGAUUGCAGCUACUGCAUGCAGUGGAGUGCUUAUCUCGCCAAUUCAUAUUUUGACUGCCGCUCAUUGCUUGUUUUAUACCAGAGCGCCAGCUUUACCAAAGGAGGAAUGCACACAGAUCGGUUUCAGUAACAGUCGCCAGGCUAGAUCCGACACUUUUUCGGUCUUCGUCGGUAGUCGAUGUAUUGAUCCAAAUAGAUGCAGGAUACCGUGGAUGACGCCCGCUCAUGUGUACUAUCAUGAAUACUACAAUGAAUGUAGCUCAGAAAAUGAUAUAGCAAUCUUUGAACUCGCUGAUUACGUUCCUAGGCACUGGGCUACACCCAUAUGUUUACCGGAGAGGAACCAGACAAUCGCUCGUUACCUUAAUGUGGCAGGAUCAGGAUGGAGAGGCAUGCGUGCGUUUCAGUGUGUCGAGUCGCUCUACUGUUUGACUAUGAUCAAAAGGCAAACGUAUAGAGAAAGAAAAGGGUCCAUGUUCCCAAUCUGUAUUCGCAAAAUUUGCGCACCAUUAAAAUCUCUUGCUGAGUGA